AUGUCUACUAUGAAAUUAAGUAUGCAAGAUAAAAAGGAUUUAGACAAAUUUAUGAAAUUUUUGGCUUUUAAAACUGCCCAAAUAAUAGUGCAGUCAAGGUCUGUUCAUGAUCUUCCUGAAGUCUUAGCAGAAGCCAAAAAAGUACUGUGUGGUGAGGCAAUAAGUUCUUCGAUACCAUUGUGUAUCGAAAUAUCAUUAAGGACAGUAGAAGGCGACACGAUGGUCCUAGAAACAUGGAGUUUGGGUGUUUUACCUGAACAAAGUGAUCCUACUAUAAGAGUUACCUACACCGUUUAUAAUAGAAUGGGAAUUUUACUUAAAUCAUUACUUUCGAUAUCACGAGUUACGCCUGCUUAUAAAUUAAGUCGCAGACAAGGACCAGAUUCUUAUGUUAUUUGUUAUAGAAUUUAUAUGGGUGAACCGCAGCUUCAUACAUUAGGAGAUAAUUAUAAACACAUAAGAGUUGGUCAACUUUGUACUCCUGUCGGUACAAUUCAUUUAUCAGUAUCCUAUCGGACUAAAAUGACGAUAUCACCCACGCACACAAGCCGAGAUUCUAUAAUGCUUAAAAGUGAUCACUUUCACUCGGAUCUUAGUCCAAGACACGCUAGAUAUCAGCAGAGGUUUGAAGAAAUAUCAAAAUCAUUAAGUGAUACAAUUAAAGUGGGGGCCUUUGUUGUUAAUAAGCAAGUUGUUGUAAAUGAACAAGACUUAGUUAUACCGGAUGUACCGUUUAGUUCAUUAUUAACUCCUAGACAAACAUCACCACCUCUUGGUCUUAUACCUGACAACAUAUCGAAUCCUCCAACGUCAACGACUGCUACCGCAACAUCUGUUUCUGCUUUAACUACUGGUACGGCUGCUGGUUCGGUUACCACAAGUACUCCAUUGAGCAGUGUUGUUGGAGCUACUUUGGAUACCAACAACGGAAAUAAUGAUAAGUCAUCGACGAUUGACAAUGCUACAUUUAAGUGUAAUUCGAGAAAUGGAUCAAGACGGAGUAGCUGUUCCAUUACCAGCGCUAACGACGAUUUCAUUAUGGUAGACUUGAAAACUCCUUUUGCUGGCACUAAUACAAAUAGCGAUUUGGGUACUUUUUAUCGUGAAUGCCAGAGUGCACCGCAACUUCAAACAUUCUUGGAAGAAGAAAGAACAUUAGCUGAACAAGUCGGUGAUCUUACUAAGCAACUAGAGACAUUUGAAAUUAAUCAGCAAAAGUAUAAGGAUAUCCUUACAACAUUGUGUCAAACUGAUAAUAAUAAUCAAUCGACUGAAUUUUACUUAAAAAGUAUAAAAUAUAGUUUCUCAUAG
Messenger RNA from Cotesia congregata, 1311 nucleotides. The record is from the annotation of a GenBank genome assembly. NCBI's taxonomy places the organism in Eukaryota, Metazoa, Arthropoda, Insecta, Hymenoptera, Braconidae.